UAUAUCAUAAGAUUUACUAAUUGGACAUCGGAGUUUUUAAAUUUAACUUAAACGUUCAUCGGAAAGUAUAAAAUACUAUCAAACGACCGUAUACAGUAACUGGUUAUAAUCUAUUUGAACUUGAAAGAACAUUGCAUUUAUUUAAAAUGACAAUGUCAGAAGCUAUUGUAAACGGUUCUAAAUGUUCGGUGAAGUUAGUCGGAGAAAAGCUGGUUAUAGAAGAAAAUUCACACGUAAAAUCAUCGGCAUCAUCCAAAAGAGAGAUUGAAGUGAAACACAUUCUAUCCGUGCAAUACACGUGCGACAAGUGCCCGUGCGUGCGUCUCAAUCACGUUGCCAUACACACCAACAAGCGUCUACGGGUUCAACAGCUUGACAUCAGAAGCGAUGAACACACGUGCAAAACACUGGAAGAAAAGAUUGCGAAUUUGCUGAAUGACUUACCGCGUCCCAGACGCUUGCUGGUGUUUAUCAACCCAAAGUCCGGUCACCGAAAAAGCGUGAAGAUCUACCGGACCAAAGUCCGGCCCCUCUUCAAGCUUGCAGGGAUAUAUACAGAAAUAGUCGAAACGACACGAGUAGGCCAGCCCAUUGAUUUGUUGGCCAAGUACGACUUAAGUUUAAUUCACGGUAUCGUCUCAAUCGGCGGCGACGGGAUGUUCUCCGAGUGUGUCAAUGGGCUUCUUCGUCGGCUCCAAGCGGACUCAAAGGUGGACGCCGAUGAUGCCAACGCCGACAUUACACCCUCUAACAUCCCCAUUGGAAUCAUACCCACUGGUUCAGGGAAUUACCUUAUGAACUACAUUCAUGGUACAAAGGAUGUGGAAACAGCAACCUUGAAAAUCAUUCUAGGUGACCACCACAUGUCGAACGUUGUGAGCUUGCACGAGGGACAGCGGUUGACGCGGUACGCAAGUCUGCUCGUGGAGUUCGGGCUGAUCGGCGAUAUGAUGCACGAUUGUGAGAAAUUCCGCUGGAUGGGGCCCUGCAGAUACAGUGUGAUCCCGAUGAAAUCACUAGCAAAACGGAAAGUCGUAGAUGUAAAGCUGGAGUAUCUACCUGAAGACGCCAAGGCUGUCAGCAGCCCGCCUAGACGUCGUGCAUAUUCCCGCCAAAAGUCACUACCGGCUAGUCAGAUAGGCGACAUCCCACGUAGCCGCCUCUUUUCCAACCCGGAAGGAUCUGUUGGGAAGAAAAUCAACGGUUGGAAACAAAUGGAAGGGUCCGUGUACGGAGUUGAUAGCUACGUUGUCACACAACGCGAAAAACAAGGGGCGCUCGUACCUAGGUUCGCAGACGACGCUUUAACAGUUUGGAUGACGGACAAAUGUGGCCUCUCUGAUCAUGUAGAACAGCUGUCCAGGCUGCAGAACGCUAAAUCUGGAUUUCUAAACUUCGACUUUGUGAGAAAAGUGAGAACGACAAGGUACAGGGUAAAACUGUCGUCUGCGGCGGCUACGCUCGAUUCUGACGGCAAACGUCAUCUGAAGAAGAAAUUUUAUAUCAACGCUGAUGGAGAGGCUAUUAAGUUAGACACACCGGAGUUCGAAGUAAAAUUGCACCAUGAGGCAAUGCCUAUAUACGGUAAAAUCGAUGGGUUACCUUGAAAAUGCCCGCACUUUCUUCGUGCCAAAACCCCAGUGCCCAAACACUGAAUUGUUAUUUUAUGACGACGGGUCCAACUCGGACUGCGAUAGGGCAAAUAUACACACGCUUUCAGAAGUCUACGCAUACAGUUCAGAGCAUGUUGUGCCAAAUUCUACGCAAGAUUGCCAAAAUGCCCAAGUACUGACGCAGAGAGAGAAGGGAGGAGGGAUUCAGUUAAAUAGCUUGUCUGAGAAUGGUUCGACUAGCGACGAGUGAUGGGAAGCUAAAUGACAAUACCUUGCAAGCUUUGCAAAGGGUGUGGCAGAGGCUUCCCGAUCUACGUAACAAGCAUAUUCAAUGACAUUGUCUUGAAUGGAAACUAGACAUCGAAAAACAUAAUGUGCACGUCAAAUGUUAUUGCAGGAAUAAGAAAAUAUAAGGACACACCAGGUGCGCGAAAUAUACUUGCCAAACAAAGUCCCAAAUCUCAGAUUUCGGGGAUUUUCAUUGUGUAUACAUCUUCAAAGGCGCUUGUAGCCUUUUUGUCUACAUGUGUUAUACGUAAUUUUGUCAGAUAGGAUAGAUACAAUAGGUAUUUGGUAGUUCAUCAUUCGUAGAUAUCUUAUAAUGAAACGAGGAAGGAAUAUUCUUUCUGAAAACAAAUAUUGUUUGGUAUAACAUUAUUCGUAGAUAUUUUGCAAUGAAACGAGGAAAGAAUAUUCUUUCUGAAAACAAUUGUCUCAUUUAUUUAAUUUAUGUUUCAAAUUUAGCUUUUUUUCUGGAACAUUAGUUGUAGUUUAUUCGUCUACGCACUUUACUUGAACCACGACGAGAAACAGCAUCUGUCUCGAGAUUUAGUGAUAUAUUUAUUAUGUUAUUUAUUCCGUUUAAGUGUUUUAUUUAUUUGUGAUAUAGAAAUAACGAGCUAUUUUUUACAAAAAAUGGCGACGACCCCCGGCAAGUCUUAUUUGACUGACGGAAGAUUUUGUUCUUUUAAAAUGUAAUUUAUUUAUUUUAUUGAC
Mya arenaria is the source of this 2609-nucleotide messenger RNA. RefSeq names its product ceramide kinase-like. The coding region runs from base 147 to 1607 and encodes 486 amino acids. The transcript has 10 exons. NCBI's taxonomy places the organism in Eukaryota, Metazoa, Mollusca, Bivalvia, Myida, Myidae. The record is from RefSeq and is a predicted model, not a curated record. Gene Ontology annotation, molecular function: kinase activity.